This is a messenger RNA of Myzus persicae (green peach aphid), 1178 nucleotides long. RefSeq lists its product as uncharacterized. The coding region runs from base 276 to 1178 and encodes 300 amino acids. NCBI's taxonomy places the organism in Eukaryota, Metazoa, Arthropoda, Insecta, Hemiptera, Aphididae. The record is from RefSeq and is a predicted model, not a curated record. The transcript has a single exon.
UAUAAGUCUUAUGAUAAUGUAGAAUGAUUUUUUUUAGAACUCCAAUAUCUGAUAUUGAUACAUAAUCAUCCACUGAUGUUAGAUGUGAGUGGUCACGUUUAAGGGAACCAUCUUUACAACAAUAUUCUCCAGUUCCAAUUAAACAAUUUUGUUGUUGCAAACCAAUAAUUGUUCCAAUCUGUAAUAGAGAACUAUCAGGUGAAGACAUUAGGUAUAUAACUAAAAUUAGAAACCUUACAUAAUAAUGAAUAUUAUUUUUUUUAGCUUUAUAUUUUAUGCAUUUUAGAUCUGCUUUUGCUUUUGCUUCGCCAUUAUCAGCUUUAUCUUUGCAUACUAAAGGUAGAAAUUUUAUUAGUACUGAAGAAAGCAGAUUAACAAACAUUGAUGCUGAUACUAAUUUUGAAAUUAUGUUGACACCUAAUAGUUUGCUUCAUAUUGUCCAUAAUUUUUUUGUCAAUGAACUAAAAAAUUGCUGUUUAGAUAAAUAUUCCCAACUUUUAGAUACACCUACAGAGUAUAUAAGAAAUAAGUCUCUUAAAGAUAAAGUCUAUUGGAAAGUUGUAAGACAGUUUAGAAUUACAGGUAGUCGAUGUUAUUCACUAUACACCUAUAAUAAAUCUCCAAAAACUGAAAAACAGUGGGCACUUAAGGCUAGUAGAUAUUUUUGGCCAAAACAAUUUACCAACAAAUUUGUAAAGCACGGCAUUGAGUUUGAAAGCAUAGCAAGACAACUUUAUUCAAAAACUAAUAGCUUAAAAGUCUAUGAAUGUGGAUUUAUUACCCAUUCAAUAACACCUUGGUUAGGGUACUCACCUGAUGGUGUGAUUUUAGAUGUAAACAAUAAACCUAUAAAACUAAUUGAAAUAAAAUGUCCUUAUAAAGGAUCAUAUCAAAGUCAAUUAGAUAUGCUUAAUAACUUAUCCUACAUAACAAAAAAACCUAAUGGUGAACUGGACUUAAAACAAAAUCAUGCAUAUUAUGCACAAAUACAACUUGGGCUUGUAAUGUUAAAUGUAACACAUUGUGAUUUUAUAAUUUAUAGCAGCUUUGAUAACAUCUAUAAUGUUAUUCCAAUAGAUUUUAAUUAUGACUAUUGCAAACGUAUGCUUUUAAGUUUAAAAUGUGUUUACUUUGAUAAACUAUUGCAUGAAAUAUGUAAAUUAUCAGACACUAGAUGA